CGGUGGGUGUGUCCAGUUGUUGCUCAUGUGUUGGUGACGCAUUAAUACUAAUAAACUGUUGAUACGCGAAAUAAAAUCAUUUGUGAAUUCUGUUGGGGGUUAUCAGAAGUAAUCCGAAUAUUGAGUGUGGAAGACCUGUUGCUGCAUAAUGACAAAGUUACGGUAUUUUUACGACCUCUUAUCACAACCGAGCCGGGUGUUGUACAUCUUUUUGGAAAACACGAAGAUCCCCUACGAACGUUGUCUUGUAAAUUUGGGGAAAGGUGAACACCUUACCGAUCAAUUCAAGACGAUCAAUCGCUUCCAGAAAGUGCCCUGCAUUGUGGACAAAAACGGACUUCAACUGGCGGAAAGUAUUGCCAUUGUGCGAUAUUUGGCCCAGGAGUAUCGCUUCCCGGAUCACUGGUAUCCGGCCGACAGUCAGAAGCGAGCGCGCAUUGAUGAGUAUCUGGAGUGGCAGCAUCACAACACUCGGGCCGUCUGUGCCACCUACUUUCAGUACAUGUGGCUGCGGCCGCGGCUAACGGGCUCCGAGGUGAACCCGGAACGGGCGGAAGAAUUCAAGGCAAAAAUGGAGGACUGCCUGGAUUUCAUCGAGAAAGAUUAUCUGGGCGGUGCUAAUCGGUUUCUGGUGGGCGAUGAGAUCUCCGUGGCGGACUUGUUUGCGGCAUGUGAGAUUGAGCAACCAAAAAUAGCAGGCUUUGAUCCAUGUGCAGGAAGGCCAAAAAUGACAGCUUGGAUGACGCGUGUCAGGGAGGCAACUAAUCCAUACUACGAUGAAGCACAUAAAUUGUUGUACAAAAUAACACCGGAUAGUGUACCGAAGCCGAAGUUGUAAAAUUGGCGAAUUGGUCAUUAGUGAAUUGGGUCUGAUAUUGGGGAAUAUCGCUUUUCUUUAAAAUCACUGUGUAGAGCAUUUAUAUCGCAUAAAAUCUUUUUAUACUUCCUAAAUAAAAUUCAAUAUGUCCUGUAUAAAGUAUGGAUAAUUGUUGUGUAACGGAUAUUGACAAAUAGGACAAAUGGUGGUUCGGAAAUGA
Molecule: messenger RNA, 1037 nt
Organism: Armigeres subalbatus
Lineage: Eukaryota; Metazoa; Arthropoda; Insecta; Diptera; Culicidae
Product: glutathione S-transferase theta-1-like
Exons: 3
Coding region: 149-838 (229 amino acids)
Biological process (GO): glutathione metabolic process
Cellular component (GO): cytoplasm
Molecular function (GO): glutathione transferase activity
Source: RefSeq, a predicted model, not a curated record